Messenger RNA from Falco peregrinus (peregrine falcon), 2606 nucleotides. RefSeq names its product G protein-coupled receptor 135 (gene GPR135). Gene Ontology annotation, molecular function: G protein-coupled receptor activity. Gene Ontology annotation, cellular component: membrane. The record is from RefSeq and is a predicted model, not a curated record. Lineage: Eukaryota; Metazoa; Chordata; Aves; Falconiformes; Falconidae. Gene Ontology annotation, biological process: G protein-coupled receptor signaling pathway. The transcript has a single exon. Bases 1 to 1269 code for a protein of 422 amino acids.
AUGGAGGCGGCGGCGGUCGGGCCGGGCAACCUCUCCCGCGGCGGCGGCGGCGGCAACGAGAGCGGCGGGGCGGCGGCGGGAGCGGCGGCGGGGUGGUCUGCGGCGGCGCUGGCCUCCCAGGCGUUGGCGCUGCUGCUCAUCUUCGCCUUCUCGGCGCUGGGCAACGGGGCGGUUGUGCUGGUGAUCGCCCGGCACCGGCAGCUCCGCACGGUCACCAACGCCUUCGUGCUGUCGCUGUCGCUGUCGGAGCUGUUGGGCGCCCUGCUCUGCCUGCCCCUGGCCUUCCUCAGCCUGCUCAGCCGCCCGCCCGGCGCCUGGCUCUUCGGGCAGCGCCUCUGCCUGGCCAGCGCUGCGCUCCACGCUGGGCUGGGCAUCGCCGCCACCCUCACCAUGGCCCUCCUUUCCUUCGACCGCUACUGUGCCAUCGUCCGCCAGCCCCGACACAAGAUGGGCCGCCGCCGCGCCGCCCAGCUCCUGGCCGCCGUCUGGCUGGCCGCCCUGGGCCUGGCCGGACCCUGGUACGGGCUGGCGGGUGAGGGGUGGCGGGAGGCCCGGCCCGGGGCCUACCGCUGCGUCUACGUCCUGCCCUGGGGCUCGUCCCGGCUGGGGCCGCCCUACGGUGCGGCCCUCAUCGUGCUCUGCUACCUCCUGCCCUUCGCCCUCAUGUGCUUCUGCCACUACAACAUCUGCCGGGCGGUGCGGCUGGCCGAGAGCCGUGUGCGGCCCCUCACCACCUACGGACACCUGCUGCGGGCCUAUGGGGAGAUGCGCACAGCCACCACUGUCCUCAUCAUGAUCGUCUCCAUCAUCUGCUGCUGGGGGCCCUACUGCAUCCUGGGGCUGGCUGCUGCUGCUGGCCGCCUGCCUUUCUCGCCCACCAUGGAUGCUGUAGCCAGCGGGAUGGCCUGGGCCAAUGGUGCCAUCAACCCCCUCAUCUACGCUGCCCGCAACCCCAACAUUUCCGUGCUGCUGCGGCGCAGCCGUGAGGGUGGCUACAGGACUAGGAACAACGUGGCUGCCUACCUCUCGGUCCCAGGCCGCCAGCCGGAGCCCUGGAGCCAGGCUGAUCGUGUCCGGGAGCGCUAUGUCAAUCGGCAGAGCGGCCCUCCAGGCAGUGCCCCAUCCUCCUCCAGCCCAGCGAGCGGGGGAGAGGUGGCCAUGUGGGCCUGCAAGAACCCCGCUGUACUCUUCUGUCGGGAUGGGCAACCGGACACUAUCUCUGAGGCUGCCUUGCAGGCCAAGGCAGACACCGUUGACACCAGCCUCUGAAGGGAUAGGGGUCCAGGAUGGAGGCAUUGGGCCCUGGGGCCAUCUCCCUGAGAAAAUGUGGGGAGCCCUGGCAGCUGGAGCCCUUUGCAGCCAGACUACCAGGAAAUUGGAGCGAUGGGACUGCGUGAGCCACAGUGUGGUUUCUUCUCCAUUGUAUGAGCUCUGGUUUGGUGACCAGCCUGCAAACAGCUCCACAGGGAAAGGAAGUCCCUCUUCCCUUUCAGCAGGCCGGACACACUGGUGAUAGCCAGUGAGUCCAGCCAGCACAAGAGCUUGACUGCAAGAAUGAAACAGUGUUUGCUCCAGGCCUGCAGAAAUUGCUACAGUGAAGCGAAGAGACAGACACACAAAUACAGCCCAAACUUUCUGACUGUGUGAGCUGUUCGUUAAGUGCCAAAAAAGCAACUGAAAGCUGAGCACUGGCAGCUGGAAGACACUCUGAAAACACCACACUGUGAACACAUCAUGGCAGGAAAAUGUUGCUUUAACCCAUUAUGUGUGGAAGUGCUGAUAGCUAGAAAAUCAUAAACUGUAGGACAGGCUAAACGAGCAAUCUAUUAAGAUGCAUUUUAAUUUUUUUUUCAUACUCCCGAAUAUAACAGAACAGUAAUUGUUGUGAAAGGGGAGAUGUAUCAUACCAGGAGGCAAGGAAAGGAAGACGAAACCUCAGCUGUAAGAAUUUCAGCAGGCUUUUUUUUUUUUUUUUUUUGCAGGUACAGUUAUCUUAAAAGACUAUGAAUGUGAGAAAUGGGAGUUCUUCAGACAGACUGAGGAAAAGGGUGUGAGUGUAGACUAUUGUAUCACUGAGUUUGUGCACAAGGUGUAUGUUUUCUUUUUGAGCACAUUAGAAGUGUCAAGUCUUAUCUCUAAAAGCUUAACUGUGUUUAGAGGAGCUGUCCAAGAGAGAUGAGUAUCCGAAAGGAGAGGUAAAGCAACACCAUGCGCUCUGCGUAUGCUCUUAAGCAUGUGAAAAUGUGUAUAUGCAGUGAACAGAAUUAUUGUAUUGAUGGCAGCAAUCCAUCUGGAGUAUAAUAUUUAAAAACUAGAUCUGUUUGCCACUGAAGAAAAGGAAACAACACAAUGGAGAUGCAAUUGCAUGGCAUAAAUUCAUAUGAAUUCAUAUGAAUUUAUCAGUAUAAUUAUUUUGUCCAAAGGCUUUAAAGCCUUAAAUUAGUAUUUUGAAUCAGAAACUAAGACUGAGCCUUCCUUCAUCUUUGUCAGAGUUAAAUGUGAAAGACAGGCCAUGUUUUCCCUUGUACAGGCUUUAAAAAUACAAUGUUGCUGUUUUACUGGAUUUUUCAACUGUUUGUGACCAAAGUGAACAUACAUAUUUUGUA